This is a messenger RNA of Oppia nitens, 765 nucleotides long. Its product is annotated as carbonic anhydrase 2-like. Bases 1 to 765 code for a protein of 254 amino acids. Lineage: Eukaryota; Metazoa; Arthropoda; Arachnida; Sarcoptiformes; Oppiidae. The transcript is spliced from 4 exons. Gene Ontology annotation, molecular function: zinc ion binding; carbonate dehydratase activity. Gene Ontology annotation, cellular component: cytoplasm. The record is from RefSeq and is a predicted model, not a curated record.
AUGGUAAUCAACUAUAUAUAUCAAGCUAACUGGCCAAGGCAAUUUGCUGAAUGUGGACUCCAAAAACAAACUCCAAUUAACAUUGAUACCCAAUCAACUAAAUACAAAUUAUUGAAUAUUAAGUUUAACUAUUUUGAUCAUAAUUGGAGCUAUAAAUUGGAAAACAAUGGCCAUUCAGCCGACCUAACCGUUACGGAGGAUGAACUAAAACCAUCGAUUAGUUUCAAUUCACAAAACUAUAUGUUUAAUGGCUUACACUUUCAUUGGGGAACUCAGGAUAACAAAGGCAGCGAACAUAGUAUUGAUAAUAGAUUUUAUGCCUUAGAGUUACAUUUUGUUCACUACAAUCAAAAAUAUGGUUCACUAAACAAUUCACUAACUAAACCGGAUGGACUGUUAGUGUUGGGCGUAUUAGCCCAACUUAGCCAAACAUCUAACCUGAACCUGAAAUUGUUGACCAAAGCGGUCAAACAAAUAACUAAAUACAAGUCAACAAUUAGUAUACCGACUAAUAUUAAUUUACAACUAAACAAACUGAUGCCGAAAAACAUAAACGAAAUUUUCAUAUAUAAAGGCUCACUAACCAUACCUCCCUGCUAUCAGUCAGUUAUCUGGCUAGUGAUUCAUACACCCAUUAAUAUUAGUAUUGAUCAGUUGAAUGCUUUUCGCAAUUUAAAAGGAAAAUCUGGUAAUAAAUUACUAACUACUCGACGAAAUAUUUGUCCAUUGAAUGGACGCAUUGUUUAUACAACUAAACAAAAAUGA